Messenger RNA from Pogona vitticeps (central bearded dragon), 2686 nucleotides. The record is from RefSeq and is a predicted model, not a curated record. Lineage: Eukaryota; Metazoa; Chordata; Lepidosauria; Squamata; Agamidae.
AGCUACCCAGUCUCUACAUUAUUUUAGGAAUGUGCUUCUUGUGUGAAGCCAAUAGUAUUAGUCGAGAUUUCCAGAUGAGGCUAGGAGCACCAUGCAUUUCCUAAGAUCACAGAGCAGGUGGGUAGGCCAGACUGAAGUUUCAUCUGUCAUGUUUCCUUCCGUUGGUCAUCUCAAAUAUGGCCUCAAAGUUGAUACUUUUUUCCCAAAAGGUUGCUGGCUAACGAGAAUGGUGAUCUUUGUGAGAUGCUUGGCCUGCUAGCUCAUUUUCCGUCAUUCAGGAUCCCUCACCUCUCCAUCAUCAAAAUAGCCCCAACAGUAAUCAAUUCAGGGCGCCAGUAGUUGCUAAUUAAAAUGCCUGGCUAGUGUUAAUGCCUCGGCAGCACAACCGUACCAAGACCGAAGUGCCUGUAGGAUUCUGAUGUCAUCUGGUUCCUGGGUUCUCUCCUCACUUGCAAAUUGGGCUAGAACUUAAGCCGAUACCCUGUUUUAUCCCAAAUCUGUUCCCAGCCCUCCAGCUCAUGUCAUGAGACCCUCCAUUCCCUGCGUUUGGGGAAUCUUGUUGCUGUCCCUCCUUCUUCCAUCACUGUCACAUUCCGGAAAUGUGUGAAGUUAUCAAGUUAUUUUAGCCGGUGUUACAUGGCACCUGAAUUAUCCAGUUUGCUGGACCCAGGGAAUGGUGGAGAGGGCGUUGUUCUGGACUACAGCCCAAACCCACCCUCCUCAGGGCGGCAAUAAAACCGGCUGCCCACGCCAGGUGCUGGGGAGUGAGCGUUGCGGUUCUGGAAGACGGGGGGACCAUGGAUCUCUUCAGCAUCCAGCAGUUGGUAAGUGGUGAACGGCAUGAGGGGAAAGUGCGAGGAUUCGAAGUCCUGGCGAGAGGCGCCGCCCGGGAGCCCGAGAGCUGGCACUCCGGCCCGGCUGGCGUGUGGGAAGCAGUCAGCAAGGAGAAGAGGAAAGUGGAGGAGGAGAAGAAGAAAAAGCUCGAGUCACUCAACAAUUCCAGGCUGAAGCUAGAGAGCCUGGAGGACUUGGAGGCUAUUAUUAAGCUUCGGAAGAAUAAGAAGAAAUUGAAAAAAGUGGUCCGCCCAAAGAAGCAAGAGCCGGAAGUGAUCACAGAAUCUGUGGGCCCAGCACAAUUCCUUCAAGCCGUGCUGGAAAACCGAGUUCCUGUGAUCAACAAAUACCUGGAAGAUGGAGGGGACCCCAACGCUCACGACAAGUUCAGAUGUACAGCCCUGCACCGGGCCUGUUUACGUGGCCAUGCAGAGACGGUGGACAAGCUGCUGGAAGCCGGGGCCAAACUGGAAAAGAGAGAUAUGCUGGAGGCCACCCCCUUGUUCUGGGCCUGCCGCAGGGGACACCUCGAGAUCCUCAAGCGCCUGAUCAGCCGGGGAGCCAAGAUCUCUACUCGGGACAAGCUGUGGAGCACCCCGUUGCAUGUGGCCGUCCGGACGGGCCACUCCGACUGCGCAGAGCACCUCAUUGCCUGCGGGGCCAGCAUCAACGCUCAAGACAAGGAAGGAGACACCCCGCUUCAUGACGCAGUCCGGCUAGGGCGCUUCAAGGCGGUGAAGACGCUGCUGAUGUACGGCGCCAGCCUUGGCGUCCAGAACGAGGCAGGAGUGACUCCGGUCGACCUGGUCAAGGACUGGCAGACGGGCAUCCGGGAGACGCUGCAGGCCUGCGCUGACCGACAGCGAGCCUCCGCCAAGAACUGAUGGACGGGGGGAGGGCUGUCUUCAGGCGGCAGGGGGCCAGCUCCCCAAGCGGGGGCGCUCCUGCCUGCUCCCUCCUCUGUCCUGUGACCAAUCUCUGUCCCUUUCUUGAACCAGGCAAGGGGCACUUUGGCCCGGCUGUGGCGGCUCCGAUGCCAGGGGGCUUGAGGGUCCCUCUGGGCAUCCCCGGGCGGAGUCCCUUGGGGACUUCCUUCGUGCCUCUGAGGUCUUCGAGGGAGUCUUCUGGGCAUCCGGGAACCAGCCGGGAGAGCAGUGCUGGGCAACCCAACCCCCCCCCGAGCCCGUCCUGGCGCCCGCCUGCUGGGUCCCACAGGGCCCACACCUCCCACUUUUUGGCCAGGUUGGCAAGAGGAGAGACCAAAAAGACCCCGGCGGGUCCUUGCAUCCUCCCUCUGGCUUGCCUUCUCUGGCCCCAAGGUAGCCGCGUGGAGGAGGAGAAGAGAGGCUUCGCGGGCCCACUGGAGCCAAAGUGGAGGGCAGGUGGGAGCGCCGUCGGGAAGGGAAUGGCCGCCGAUUCUGGGAGUUCCCGAAGCAAUGGUGGAAGAAACUGGCAGCGAUGGGCAUGAAGGCUUCGUAGCCCUGCCCGUUCUGUUCCCAGGUGGGCUCGGCAGGCUUUCAGAGGGACGGACGGGUUGGGGUGGCUGGCCCCACGGAGCCCCUUUGAGCCAGCGCUUCGGCUUCACAGGGGUGCCUGCCGCUCCCCCCCCGACCCUCUGCUCAGCCACCUCCCAGACCCCUUUAAAUGCAAGUGCAUUGAGGUCCAGCCCUCUGGCUCCCCUGCUAGAUGUGGGCCGAGAUCCUGGGGUCAUGGAUAGUGUGAGCUGAAGCCCCCCCCCCCAGGCCUUUCUCAAGAGGGCAGGCCCCCUGCGUCCUCACGCUAGACCCCUCCGGUCCUUGUCCUAAAGCCAAAGAGGCGCACGGCUGCCCUUGAACGGUGACCCUGCAGACAC